Molecule: messenger RNA, 5186 nt
Organism: Dreissena polymorpha
Lineage: Eukaryota; Metazoa; Mollusca; Bivalvia; Myida; Dreissenidae
Product: hyaluronan mediated motility receptor-like
Exons: 24
Coding region: 101-3880 (1259 amino acids)
Cellular component (GO): membrane
Molecular function (GO): hyaluronic acid binding
Source: RefSeq, a predicted model, not a curated record
CCUUGAUUGGCCUGUUCCAAUUUGUUUUUAAAUAGUUGGCGGGUGGUUUGGAAUUGCAAUGUUAUUUAUGUAAAUUGACAUUGAUCUGCUGUUCUUCAACAUGUCUUUUCCAAGAGCGAAUAUCAAGCGAUUCAAUGAAAAUAAUGGCUGUGCUCCACCUCCUGGAACCUAUGACCCCAAAUUAAAAGACAAAGCUGCUGGGGGAGUUGUGGACAAGACGGAGAGAUUCAAAGCACCAAAAGUCGAUCAGAGGACAUUUGCUGACCCAGAAAAUGUUAGCACAGUGAGUGCUAGUACUCCUGCCAAGAAGGCCCUUAAUCUAGGAGGAUCGUCAACUCGAAAGGCCUCAACUUCUGCGGACUCUAGCCAAAUCAAAGAUUUGGAGAAAGAGAUCCGGCGGCUGUUGACUGAGCGCAGUGACAAGGAGCGGCAGCUCUCCCUGAAGGAGGACAGCCUGAGGAAGCUGGAGGGGAGGCUACACAACACUCAGCUCGAGAAGACUGCACUGCAGGCACGUAUUGUCAGCGCUGAGAAGGAGCUAAAUGAGGCCAAGAAGGCUACAGAGCUGCUUAAGACUAAGGUGUCAGGCAGUGAGAACUGGGCCAAGAAGCAUGAAGAGGUCCAGGCAGAAGUGGCGUCCCUGCUCGGUCAAGUGCGCGAUAAGGAGGCGGAGAUCUUGCGCUUGCAAGGGGAGCUAACUGUAGCACUAGCCACCCUUGUGGAUGAGGUCACAUGGUUUGAGGCCAGCCUUGAGACACUGGAGAAGGCACUACUUCCAAAAGAUUCUGAAGGCAGGUGUGUAGAACUGAGGGUAGAUGGUACUGUGUCACCAAUACUGCAGAAUAAAACUGACAUAAUGGAGUUCAAAGACGAAAAGCUCUCAACAGAAAACAGACUUUCUCUUAUAAAGACACAUUAUCAGGGCCUGCAUGAGAGGACAGGGGCCAUCAUCUCUCAUCUGGAGGCCAAGUCAGGCUCACUGAAGGUGCAGUACACCAUCCUCAUAUCAGAGAACAUGAGACUUCAGGAUGCGCUUGGCGACGUACAGGCCCGACUGCAAGAUGCCGUGUCAGAGAAGUGUGCACUGGAAAGGCACAGAGAUGAAGUGUUUGAAGCAAAAUGUACUAUGGAAGUUCAGGUACAUCAGCUGGCUGAGAAAAACACUGCAGCUAAUGAGAACCUCAAGAAGUUAACAGUAAAUAUUGAAGAACUGCAGAUGAGCAAAUCUACGUUACAAGAGCAAUUUACUGAACUUAAGCUUGUACACGAAACAGCGUGUAAAGACAGUGCUGCUAAAAUUAAAUAUCUUGAAGACCGAGAAACAAUUGUUUGUGAAACUACAUCAAGUUUGCAUGAGAGAAUUGUGGAACUGCAGGCAGAAAAUGAAGAUCUAGCUGCAACCUUGAAAGAAACUAGUGAGCUUCUUUGUAAAACAAAGGAGGAAAACUGCCAGCUUAAAAAUAUGUUAAAGGUAGCUGAAAGUGAAUGGCAAGCAGAAAAAAAACAGUUCUUAAUUCAAGUGGAAGAAUUAGUUUUUGAGAAAUCCAAGAUGGAAGGUGAAUUGACUGAGUCUGAAAACAAGGUGAAACUGCUAGAGUGUGACAUUGUUGACCAAAAAGCUUUCACUGAAGAGCAGAUAGAGGCUCUGAACAAUCAGUUGAAGGAAGAGCAAGAAGAGUUUGUGCAGCUUAAGAAUAAACUGGGAGAUUUGGUGUACGAAAAGUCUCAGUUGCACAUGGAAAUCGGUCAUCUUGAAGCUCAGAUGAAGAUCAUGAAAUCUGAGUGUGAGGAAACUAAGUCAGAAGCUGACAAGGCUGUUGUCAGCUUGCAUGAUCGGGUUGUGACUCUGGAGAAAGAGAGUGAAACAUUCCAGACCAAGGUAUCGGUGCUUCAAAAUGAGAACGAAACCCUUCAAUCGACACUAGAAAAGUUCCAGGUCGAUUUUGAUGAGUACUCUACAAAAAGCAUGACAGAAAGAGAUGAAGCUCAGAGCAAGAUUGUUGAGCUUAGUGAGCAGGUCGGGGCACUCACUGAGCAGAGAGAGAAACUCAGUAAGGAUCUUGACGAAUGGCAGCUGGAGAAGACAGAACUGGACAUGGAGAUAGCUACCCUGCAGGGAAGGGUCAAAGUGCUGGAGAUGGAGAAAACAGAGCUGCAGGAAGACUAUGAGACACGGCUGGGUGAGCGAGAUAGGGAGCUGGUGAGGGUGCAGGGGGACUAUGAGACGCUGCUGGGUGACCGUGACAGGGAGCUGGUGAGGGUACAGGGGGACUAUGAGACGCGGCUGGGUGAGCGAGAUAGGGAGCUGGUGAGGGUGCAGGGGGACUAUGAGACACGGCUGGGUGACCGUGACAGGGAGCUGGUGAGGGUGCAGGGGGACUAUGAGACGCGGCUGGGUGAGCGUGACAGGGAGCUGGUGAGGGUGCAGGAGGAGAGACUUCAGCUAGAGAGGAACAUGGAACAGUACGGCAUUGACCUGCUCUCCAACGCUGGCCACCUCAGGACUGUUCAGGAGCAGCUGCAGGGUAAGUUAACAGAGCUCCAAACAUUGGAAGAAGACCACAAGCAACUGAAGGCAAAUAUUGCAGAGAAAGAGGAAUGUCUGUCUAGAGUACAAUCAGAAUUGACGGCUCUCCAGCAGUCUUGUGAAAGUAACACUUUUAAGCUUGAAAAGAGUGGAGCAGACAACAAGCAGCUGCAAGAAAGAUUGAAUGAAAAGGAGACCUCAUUAUCAAGUGUUCAGGCGGAAUUGAUAGAUCUACAGAAAUCAUACGAUAUGAAAUGUGUAGAAGUACAGGAUCAGCUGGGGGAGGUGGAGCGUCUGUCAGACCAGCUGCAGACCCAGGGGGAGAAGUAUGAGGAUCUAGACUGCCGCUACCAGCAGACCAGGGCCGACUUCAUCAGGCGCUGUGAUGAGAGGGAUGAGUUGUUCAGGAAGAAUGAAGCCAAGGACGCCAGUCUCCAGCUCAUGUCACGGCAGCUGCUGGACAUACAGGCAGAAGUCAAGGAGGCCCAGGCAGCGCUGGAAGAAAAAACAAAGGAAAAUGAUUCGCUGAAAUCCCAGAUGAUGGACAAAGAGGUGGAGCUAGUGUCAGCCAAUCAGAAGGUCUCAAACUACAAGCAGCAGAUAGAAGACUAUAAGGAACAUCUUCAAAGCAAGAGUGAUGAGUGUGAUGACCUGCAGAUGAAGUGUGAGGAGAUGGACGUGGAGCUGUCCAUGGCUGCCAGGGAGGCCGUAGACCUGCAUGAGCGGGUGGACGCUCUCAGAAAGUAUAACUGUUUCCUGUAUGAGAAGCUGAUCUGUGUAACCUACGCCGGGUACCAGAUCAUGGAAGACCAGUGUACUAAAGAGGGGGAGACAGAGCAGGGCGAGGUGGAGAAGACUGAGAUAGUGUCCAGGUAUGAGAAAGAGCUGUCUGAGUUGAGGGAGCAGGUGAUGUGCAUCUCCAGCACCAGGCAGCUGGAGGAAGACCUCGACAAGUAUCGCAGGCUGUAUGAGGAGCUACAGGCCAAGGUGGAGCCUUUCAUGGAGCAGCUGGACGCCUUCCAGUUGGAGAAAAACAUGCUUCUAGGUCAGACUCGUGACACCCAGGCAGAGAUGGCUAAACUAGGCCGAGACUAUGCCCUGCUGCUUGGCAACCAAAACCAGAAGCAGAAGAUCAAACAUGUUGCCAAGCUGAAGGAGGAGUAUGGAGAAAUGAAAAAGGAGAACUUUGCACUUCGUGACCAAGUGGAGAAACUAAAGAGACAGGUGCGAAAAAUGGAAGACAAGGUGGCCCCACGGCGAUUUGACCUCUCCAAGCCAUUUGCUGGCUCCAAGGAAAAUCUCUCCAACACUUCAGUGGCGAAAUCACCACUUAAAGAAGUGAACAGAAAGUAAGCCAUUCUCCAUCGAAAAAUUGUCCACAGUGAAGUCUUGGCUGUAUCCAAACUGUAGUUAUAUUCACCAUCAAACAAGGACUACCCUCUGAAUAGAUGAAAGUGGAUAGCAAGUGAUCCGGGAAGCUAGGCCCUAGAAUAUAUCAUGCACAACAUCAUUUUUCCUGUGAGGUGAUAGGAACAAAGUUAAAACUUUGCAUAAUAAUAGUAUGAGCCUAAUCGAGCAGUGGUUUAAAGUAAUUGCUUCGAAAGCGGCACUAUCUACAAUUUGUAUUGCAGUUUAGUAGGUGUUGCUUUCCUGAGGCUUGUCUUAUUAAACAUCUGAGGACAUUCAAUUAUAAUUAGAUUUAAGACGAAGCAUUAAUGGAAAGAACCAACAUUUAAAGUUAUUAGUAUUGAAUUUCAUACAUUUUAUGAUUUUUAUUUAAUGAAGAUUUUGAUAAUAAUAUUUUAUUUAAUUUUUUGGAAGUACAAAAUCAAGUUGUAGAUUUUGUUAAUUAUCAGAGCUUAGAUAAGACAGGAGCCUUUAUGGAAAUAUUAGUGUAUUAAUACAGUUGUAUUUAUAUUUAUGUUGUAGCUAUUAGAUGUUUGAAUUUCUUCAGUGUUUUUCUAUGUGAAUUGCUGUCAUACUGUCUUACCCGUAAUUGUUUUUUUGUCUAUUUGAACAUUGGCCAUACUAACUUGCUAACAUGUUUUAGUUUCCAUCUAUUGUUAUUUUGUGUUUUUAAUCUUUACAUGCCUUAUGAUUUUAUGCUUCUUUUACUUUGUAAAUAGUGAUAAGUAUUCACAUUUGAAUACUUUUUUAGAAGACUGUCAGGGCGUAAACAGUAUUUCACCAUUAUAUGAUAAAUCGGGGAAAAAAUGAAAUUGUACAAAUACUUACACAAUGAAAUUCAUUGCACGUGUUGGUUUAUAAACAGUAUAUCAGCACUUGUUAAGACGAAUAAUACUCGAUUUUCAAUCAACAUUUUAUUAAGAAAUGAAGCAAUAAUGUUAGCCAGGUGAAAUCAAUUUGAGGUGUCCGUGACUCUGAAUCAGGGGUUAGAUUUUGUCCUUUCAACUGAUUUACUGCCUUUUCAGUGCCACAAUAUCUCAAUAUUACAUGAUAUGUUAAAAGUGGAGUUUUGAUGUUCGAAGUCGCAGGACGAUUGAACAAUUUAAUAAUCAAGGGCGAAUGCGAAUUCGAUAUCCCUGUCGUUUAUUUUUAUUUGUACAAUUUCAUAUUUGUAUUAUGUAUUUUCUUUAGUAGUAAAUAUAACAGUGUGUCGUUUAGCAAAUAAUAAAUAGUGAAUAAAAUCUGAAAACAA